Nelumbo nucifera (sacred lotus) is the source of this 1320-nucleotide messenger RNA. NCBI's taxonomy places the organism in Eukaryota, Viridiplantae, Streptophyta, Magnoliopsida, Proteales, Nelumbonaceae. The record is from RefSeq and is a predicted model, not a curated record.
AUGGAUAAGAUGUUUUCCAUGUGUGAUUGCCAUGGUGUAAACAUCAAUCUGAGCUUGUUGUCAUCUCUCAGAGGACUUGAAGAUCCAUCUAUUUUGUAUGCUCAAGAUAGCCAUGUCUUCAAAGAAAUAUGGCAAGGAAAGGAAAGGGGAAUGUUGAAGUGCAUUGAGCAUACAAAGGCUUUAACCAUGUGGGCUAUUGAAAAUGAAGAUAUGAAGGGUCUCGUUAGACAAUGUGGCUUAGAACCACUUCGCAUAGUUGGACAUAUACACAUUGACCAUCAUUUGGUCAAUUCACUUGUUGAGAGAUGGAGAAAUGAAACAAAUACCUUUCAUAUACCUUGGAGUGAAAUGACAAUUACAUUAUAGGAUGUGGGGUAUAUCACUGGCCUCUAAGUUUCUGGUGUUGUGGUAUUAGGUUCAAGCAUGAAGGCAAAAGAUCUAUGUUUAAAACACUUAGGAUCUAGAAACCCACAAAUAAGAAAUGGAAGAGUGUCAAUAAAAUUGUUAAGAGACACUUUCAGUCAUUUGUUGAGAAAUCAUAGUGAAAUGGUCAUCCUACAUCAUACUAGAGCUUAUUUGUUAUAUUUGCUGGGAUGUACCAUUUUCUCUAAUAGUACCAAGUUUUCUGUCAACCCGAUUUAUCUUCAAUUAUUCGAUAAUAUUACAAAGGUAUGGAAAUAUGCAUUGGGUGUUGCAUCUCUUGCAUACCUCUAUAGAUCAUUAUCAAAGGCUACAUCUCCUAGUUGCAGAAAUAUAUAUGUAUACCUAACAUUAUUAACCAUCCCUUAUUGGUUCUACAAGAAAGGUGUCACUUGCAAAGUUAAAUGGCAACCAUAUAAUGAUUUGAAAGCUGAAAAAGUCCCAUUAGAGGCACUAGAGGCAAAGAUUUAUGGACGUGCACAAACAUGGCUUGUGUGUUUUAACAUUGUGGAAUGGCACUUGCCCAAUAGAUGCAUGAUGCAAUUUGGGGUAGAGCAGCCCAUACCCAUUAAUAUGCCUAAUGGAAAAGAGUUGAUCUGCAUGGAACAUAAGAUUGGAUUGCUAAGAUGAAAGAUCAAGUAAAAAAUAUAAGUAAAAAACGUAUCAAAGGCACAUAUGGUGUGUUAUCUUGAGCAUGUCGUCCUCAUUCUCCCAUAUUGUUGUACAUAAGUAAAAAACAUAAAAUUGUUUAAAAUUAUUCAACAUGGACAAUAAGUGUCUGUGAGUCAAACACUUUACUAUAAAAACAUAAUGCUCCAAAUUUAUUCAUAGAUGAAGAAAUGUGGAAAAAAAAAUUGUUCUCUUUAUUUGUGCUAAUGUUCUCACCAAAAUUCUUAAUCU